This is a messenger RNA of Cheilinus undulatus (humphead wrasse), 1718 nucleotides long. RefSeq names its product tetratricopeptide repeat domain 27 (gene ttc27). The record is from RefSeq and is a predicted model, not a curated record. The transcript has 13 exons. The coding region runs from base 90 to 1718 and encodes 542 amino acids. Lineage: Eukaryota; Metazoa; Chordata; Actinopteri; Labriformes; Labridae.
UCGGUAACUUUUCCCACAAUGCAAUGCGCAUCUGUCAUGGCUGCUCACUGAUGCCACUUGAACCACAUGGGUGAAAAUAAACGUUUUUUAUGAGACUGAGACACUGCGGCUCGGCUUCCGAUUACAGCGGUCAGGGUCCGGGUUUUCGACGGGACAGUCGGAGUGAAGGCAGCGGCUCCUUCUCCUCUCAGCCCCAGUCCGGAUCAGAGAUGCUGCUGGACCUGGAGAUCCCCGUCCUCAGAGGCUUUCUAACACCCAGCGAGGCAGCGGGAUGGAAGCAGAAGAUCUCCGCUACUGCAGAGGCCGCCGCUCUGCUGGAGUCUCUGAUGGAGGGGGACUUUGAGGCGGUUCUGCUGAGCCACCAUGUGUUAGAUCUGCUCACUGGAGACGGCAGCUGCGGAGAGGGGGAGGACAUCGAGGCCUACCUGGAGAGACGGGUCCUGUUGUACCUGACCUAUGGAACCAACAACGACCAGAACAGCAGGGAGCUGGUAGUGAUGGCUCUGGCUGCUGCCUGCCUCCACUUGUUUGCACAGAGUAACUGGACUGGUCCUUCCAUCUCCAUCCAGGUCUCUGACCUGCUGCCUUCAGCCCUGCUCUCCCCCCAGACUCAGACUUUGGUUGAUGCCAUCCACUCUUCCCUGCUCCUGGAUGGGGAGUCUGUGUACAGCCUGGUGGCCAACCCGCUCCUCCUCCUGCUGGCCAGAGUGAUUCUCACCAAGUGCUCCUCUAAGAUGAAGAGCCUUCAGCUGCUGCCCUGGUGGACUCUGCAUUACAUCAACCUGCACCAGCAAAUCCUGGAGGCCUGCUCCCCACAGCUCCUGGAGUUGGCCAAAAGCUGCAUGGACAAAGUGCUCACAUGCCAGUCCGUGUUGGCGGAGCACAAAAACCUAGCCAUCCAGUUCCACCUGGAGUGCGUCUACACCAACCUGACUUACUAUGAGUACAAACCCGCCAAGGAGCACAUCAAGGAGGCGCAGGAGCUGUCUGGGCUCAGCAUUAACAUGACUGGUGCUCUUGGCAAACGGACCCAAUUCCAGCAGAAUUACUUGGCUCAGCUCGUCCUGGAGGUCAAGAGAAGUCAGGACCAGCCCCGCCAGACGGAUGAUGAGGCCAGUCCUACUCCCACUCCUCUGUCCAAUCUGCCCAAGGACUGCAGUCUGGGGGAUGACACCGUGCUGGAUAAAAUCAAUUUAGCAGAGCCAGAUCAGUAUGAACUACCUGACCUGAGCGGCGAGGAGCAGGCUGUCAUCCUUGGUCUCUGCACUGACUUCAGGAAGAAUAACCCGGUACAUAAACUGACUGAAGAGGAACUCCUGGCCUUCACAUCUUGUAUUCUGUCUCAGCCAAAGUUCUGGGCUGUGGAAGUCUCAGCUCUCUGCCUCAGGACCAAACUGGAGAAGGGGAGGAGUCGAUACGUGGAGAGGGCAAUGAUGCAAACUCAGGCGAUUGCGGACCACUUUGAAGAUCAGACCUGUCCGGUGACUGAGCGGCUCAAGCUCUUCUACUGCUGCCAGGCCCCGCCCAGAUGGGCUGUCCAGAAACAGCUCGCCUCCCUGCUGACAGACCUCGGCUGCAUCAGCUCAGCUCUGCUCAUGUAUGAAAAGCUGGAGCUCUGGGAGGAUGUUGUGAUCUGCUAUGAGAGGCUGGGCCAACAUGGCAAGCCUCACUCCCUCUUCCUCUUGUUCACGCUCCCUCCACAGGAGCAAAAUGACUGA